AUGUUCUCAAAGAUUGCUCUGGUGUGGGGCCAUUCAGGUGCUCUGGGGGUCACCCCGGGCUCCAAGGAACCAGAGUGUCCCCUGCAGCCGGAAGUGGGAUGGCAGGUGCAGAAGUGCAUCUUCAGGCCAAGGGGACCUGGGACAGGGCCGGGUCAUAGAGCAGGCUAUUCGGGGGUACCUGUAAUCUUAGUUGUCACAGAGGCACAUAUUUCCCCUGAAGGCAAAUCAGAGGGUGCCCCUGUGUCACCCUGCGAGGGCAGACCCGGAGGACUUGGAUUUGCCCUGACAGAUCGGGGCCUGCCCACUGGACUCCAGCCAAAAGCAACACCUGGGGGCCUUGAGUUCUGGAGAAGGCCAGGAACGCAUUGUGCAGCCUGUCUGAAGGGCUCCCAGAUCUCCAAUAGCCUGAGAUGUUUCUCUGUGCAGUGGCCUCAGCAGUUCCCUGAGACACAACAUAAUGACCUGGGUGCCAUUCACUUCUUGGAAUCAGUGGCAAAGGAAAGGGGCAUUUUUGCUGUGACUAGUUUACCCCAAAGGAAUGUGGGAACCCUCUCUUCUCAGAGUCAAGGGUUCUCUGCCUGCUACACAAAUGCAGAAUUCGAUUCUUCUGGCAAGGAAAGAAGUGAGGGGCCAAUGAGUAGGAAGAAGACGGUGUCUUCCGGUCUCCCAGGCUGGUAUGUUUCUCCCGCCAGAAUUGUGAAAUCUUCUGUCACCAUAUACAUUUGGGAAAUGACAGGAACAUCUCCUCAGCCUUCAACCGCAGCAUGGAUGGACAUGGGGCAGCAAAUGGCAUGUGCACUGGGCAGGACCCAGCAACAGAAGCCAAGUGCAGAUGUGAGUGUAAGUGGUUUGGCCACCAGGCAACCAUCUGGCAGCUUCUUCUGGAGGGAAGCAUUCACCUGGCCUAUUAACCAGGACGAAUGAAAAUAUGUGCCCUCCACCCCUGCCAAAGCCAUCAGCCCCUGUCUGUAUGAUCACUUAUCUGGACAAUGAGGCCAGCGUGCCCUGCCAGCCUGUUGGUAGUGGGAAAACUCAAGCCCUGGGGUAUUAGAGACCCGGGUGCCUCUGCCCACCAGGAAUGCUCCAGUCAGGGUGGGUUCUCUAACCAGACUUGAUAGAACAUACAGAUUGCGUGCUUGUGUGUGGAACUCCUGAUACUCAGAGCUGUGUCUCAGAGAUUCAUCUGUUUCCUGGCAUGGACCCUUCCUUUUCCACGGCUGAGUGCAAUUCCAGGUUACAGUAAAUCUGUGAGCAUUCGCGUAUAUGCCUUUUGGUCAACAUGUGCCCUUAAUUUGGUUGAUCUAUACCCAGAAGAGUGACAGGUUGGAGCACAUGUGCCUUUCUGCCUCUAAUGGUGCUGUUGAACCAAUAUCCAAAGCAGCUUUACCACUUCAUGUCCCCACCAACUGCUCCACAUCCUCACCAGCACACGGUAUUGUCAACUCUAGAAUUCUCUUGGGUGAGUAGUUUCCAUGUACGUUUAUUACUGUGCUAAUUACACUAGAGUGUUGGGGGCGGUUCCUAAUUUGGCACGCCCAUCUACUUCCCCUUCCUUAAUGUAGUACACUUGUAGCUGGGCACCUGGGCACUCAGCUAGUGAGUGCACAUCCCAGCUUCCCUUGCAGCUGCCAGCGGCCCCAUGGCUAAGUUCUGGUCAAUAGUAUGUGGCAGAGCUGAUGUAUGCCACUUCCUGUCCCAGUGAAUCUGUGAGCCUGCCCUUCCUCCCUGCAGGUGGAUGACAGCCACGCUGCCCACAGUCCGCCUGUCCAUCUCUGGCAACGUUAUGUAACAAGUAAAGAGAUGUACACCUUUAUUUAGCCACUGUAUUUCAGAUCUCUUUAUUAUUGCAGCAGACGAUGGCCCCAAAGGAAUGCACCGUGAUUUCACAUUCACCUUCUGGCUCUAUCUAACACAUUAGGACCUGUGCUGGUUCUGUCUGUUCAGCACCAUUUUUUUUGCCAGGGUUCUGCUCCCACCCAGACCCAAGAUUCUGUUAUAUGAUGGACACAUCCUGCCAUAGGCUCAGGCAGGUGACCCAGGUCUGACCGGUUGUGACUUCCCAUCCUAUUCAGGAUGGGGCCAGAGCCAUGACUAGGGUUAGGAUUUGGCCCCAGGAGGUGUCAGGGGCUCAACCACCAGCACUGCAGUGAAAGUUGAGUUGAGGGCAUGUGUUAGGUUGUGGGUCAGAGUUAGGGUUUGGGUUCAGGAGCCAGACAACUGGGUGGGCCAGGGUUAGGUUUGGGUUCAGGAUCUGCUCCUUCAACUCCAUCCCAGCCUUGGGAAUGUCAUGGCAAAAUUCUGGGUUCCUUGCUGAAAUAUUUUGCUCUGGUUCUUGGCCCCAAAUUCCUUCUUUCCUCAGACAUAAAAGGUGGGCCCCCUCAGGGCAAGUGCCAUGGCUAAGGUUAGGGUGAGAUCCCAGAAGGCAGCAGGGUCCAAACCACCAGCAGUGCAGCGAUAUCCCUGGAGGUCUGAGUUGAAGGCACAUGCUACAGCACUGGUCUGGCUUUGAGUUUAAGUUCAGGGGUCUGCCAUCGUGUGGGCCAAUGAUAGGUUUUGGGUCAGGAUCCACUACUGCAGCACUAUCCCAGCCAUGAAAAUGUUGUGGCAAACUUCUGAGUUCCUUGCUGAAUAAUUCUGCACAGGUCAUGGACCCCAUAUCCAUUCUUUCCUCUGACCUAGGAGGUGUGGAACCCCCUUUGGGCCAGGCCAUGGCUAGGGUUAGGGUUGGUCCUGGAAGGCAGCAGGGGUCAAACCACCUCCCUUUCAGUGAUCGCCAAGGAGGGCUGAGUUUAGGGCAUGUGGUAGGAUGUGGGUCAGAUUAGGGUUUAGGCUCUGGGGGUGGCUUAUGGUUUGGCCAGUGUUAGGUUGUGGCUCAGGAUACCCUUCUACAGCUCCAUACCAGUUGUGGAAAUGUCAUGGCAAAAUUUUUGGGUUCCUUGCUGAAAGAUUCUGCACUGCUCAUUGCCCUCAAAGCUUUUCUUAUCUCAGCCUAAAAGAUGGGCUCCCUAGGGCAAGUGCAAUGGCUAGGGUUAGUGUUAGGUCCAAGGAAGCACCAGGGGCCCAACCACAAUCAGUGCAGUGAUCUCCCUGGAUGCCUGAGUUGAGGCUGUGUGUUAUGGGGUGUGUCAGGCUUAGAUUUGAGUUCAGUGGCUGGAUGAUUGUGUGAGCCAGUGUUAGGUUUUGGCUCUGGAUCCCCUUUGGCCACUCCAUCCCUGCUGUGGAAAUACCAUGGAUAUUUUCUGGGUUCCUUGCUGAGUAUUCCUGCACCAGUAAUGGGCCACCAAUCUGUUCUCUUCAGACCUAGGAGGUAGGUCCCCUUAGGGGAAGAGCCUUGGCUAAGAAGUGGCCCCGGGAGGUGGUCGGGGCUGAACCACCACCAGUUCAGUGAUCUCCAGAAGGGCUGAGUUGAGCACACAUGUUAGGGUGUGGGUCAGGCCUAGGCUUCAGGCUCAGGGAGCAGCCAGUUGUUUGGGCCAGGGUUAGGUUUAGGCUCAGGAUCCCUAUCUAUAGCUCCAUAGAGGCCAUGGAAAGGUCAUGGUACAAUUCUGGGUCUGUUGCUGAAUAAUUCUAUGCUGGUCAUGGGCCCCUCUAUCAUUUAUUCCUUAGAUAUAAGAGAUGGGCCCCUUUAAAGCCAGAGGGAGGUGGCAGUGACAGUGGCCAAAUAGCCAGCAGGGCAGUGAUCUGCCCGGAGGGCUGAGUGGAGGACCAGCAUUAGGGUGCAUGUCAGGCUUAGAAUCUAGGCUCAUGGGCCUCUUGAUGAUGUGGGCCAGGGUAAGGUUUUGGCACAGUAUCCCCAUCUACAGCUCCAUCGCAGCCAUAGAAAUGUCAUGGUGAUAUUAUGGGUUCUUUGCUUAAUAAUUCUGUGCCAGUCAUGUGCCCCAAAUUCAUUCUUUUCUCACAUCUAAUAGGUGGGCCCCUUGGGGCUGAGCCUCAGUGUAGCUUAUCCCCUGAAGGGGCAGCUGGCUUUCCCAUCUAGGGCAACCCAUGGGGCCUCACCCCAGAUGAGAAGCUUUCCUGACAGUGGUCCUUCAUAAAGGAAGUAAGAGCUUAGAAUGCCUUCUCAGUCCAUGUGUGCUCAGGCCUAGAGCCUCCCAGGAGCUAGGAGCCAAGCUUUGGGGCAUCUCUCUGUAACCUCCUUUCUUUGGAGGACUUCUUGUUUUUGAAGUUGACUGCAUCAGGUUCCCUCUCCUGGUUUAGCCACUGUGGGCCAGCUUGUUUUCCUGUUUUUUUUUUUAAAUGUUUAUUUUUAAGAGGGAGAGAGGAGAGAGAGCAUGCACGAGAG
Molecule: messenger RNA, 4282 nt
Organism: Felis catus (domestic cat)
Lineage: Eukaryota; Metazoa; Chordata; Mammalia; Carnivora; Felidae
Exons: 6
Coding region: 1-924 (307 amino acids)
Source: RefSeq, a predicted model, not a curated record